This is a messenger RNA of Anthostomella pinea, 1878 nucleotides long. The record is from the annotation of a GenBank genome assembly. NCBI's taxonomy places the organism in Eukaryota, Fungi, Ascomycota, Sordariomycetes, Xylariales, Xylariaceae.
AUGCCGAAACAACGCGCUGUUCUGGGCUUGCGAAUUGGCCCCGGGCGAAUCUCGAUGCUCCUCGUCAGCCUCGGACUAUUUGCCCUGUUCACCCUCAUUUUUACGCUGCCCAGCGCCAUACCCACCGGCCCGAGCCUCUCGAAAACCAUAGCCGACUCCAAGGCCACUAUACCGAAGUACAAAGAUAAAAUCUCCUCGAGUAUCCUGAACCCCUUCCGGUCGGCGGCGCACAAGCCACCAGAGCAGAAGAACUCGGAAUAUGGCGGAAGUUCGUGGUAUUCAGAUUGGAACUGGAGGAACCCCUUCUCUUCGUCCGUCACUCUGGACGAGAACCGAUCGCUUCUGCCGCCGUUGAAAGAACGAGCGCCGAUAUAUGCCUACUACGAUACGACUAUCGAGCGGGAUGCUGCAACCAAGGAGGCCGAGAGUGCGCUGCUUUUGACUUGGAGACGGGCAUGGUGGGCGCAAGGGUUCAAACCCGUCAUCUUGAGCGUAGCGGAAGCCACGAACAAUCCCUUGUACCACGAGUUACAAGGAAUGGAGGUGGAGCCCACUUUCAAGAAGGAUAUGAUGAGAUGGCUGGCCUGGGAGAACAUGGGAGGUGGACUGCUGUCACACCACCUAUUGUUACCCAUGGCAGCUCGUCAAGACCCGCUAUUGUCAUUCCUCAGAAGAGCUGAAUACCCGGCCUUGACAAGGUGGGAAGGCCUCGACGAUUCUCUAUUCGCUGGUACCCUGACCGAAAUCACGACGGCCAUCUCCCAGGCUCUUCGAAAUCCCCAGAAGAAAUCAGCUAAGGAUUUGAUUUCGGCUGUCUCGAGCGACACCUUCCAGGUCGACCCCUCCCGCGAGUCACUUGCUUUCUAUGGCGCCAAGAAUGUUGCAAAGUCUUACCCCAAGGUAUCAGACGAGCAGACGGCCGACCACGCACGGGGCUUGAAGAGUCUCAAUCUUCUCAUCAACUCUCACCUGCAUAACACCUGGCAGCACCUCUUCAGUGACGGAAUUGCUGUCCUCAAGCCUAUGCCGACCCAUACGAAUGUGAUGAUCGAACCAGCAUUGGAACUCGCCACGAGACUUGCUUCAUGUAGUGACUCGCCAGUUCCGGCCUCGUGCCCACCAAACCUACCAAAGUGCGUGCCAUGCGUCUCGUCACACCCCUUGAAGGUCUCGACGCCAGCGCGCUACCGCAAUAAGACGGCAGUCUACACCAUUGGUACCGUGCCCCACCCAUAUACGCUACGCACUCUCGAGGAACUACGUGAAACUAUCGAUGUGGCCUUUAUUCGGCGAGACACGAAACGCGACAACUGGCUUUAUGUCGUGUUUCAGGAACUUCUCGGCACCGGCAUCUCUGGCUCUGCACGUGUGCUCCGAUUCAAAGAAGCCGUGGCUGGAGAAUUCGCAACAUCCCACUCCCUCUGGCUGACUGGAGAGAAAGAGACCCUGCCUCACGAUCUUGACUGGUGGUUCGGCUUUGCCCUCCCGCCGAAUGGCACCGAUGACGGCAAGUCGGAGACCCCCGUCCCGGGCCCAGAGCGGAGACCGAAGCCGAAGCAUGACCCAGCGGAUGGGCCGAUACCAGACGAUUAUCAACUGACCCGCGAGCCCGGGCUCUUGAAGAGAGCGCGAGAGGUGGAGAAGAGCAAAGAGGCCAAAGACGUGCGGAUAAGAGAAGCCAUCGAAGCGUGGAAUCUCGCGGACACUGAAGCCUGGCGGUUUGCCAAGGCGUUUUUGGCACGCUCGAGGGUCCAGAGAGAGCAGUGGGAAGAGGAGGAGAGCAAGUUUGCUGACGGCGCGGGUAGAGAUACAACAGAUGGUGGAAGACGAAGUAGUUGGGCACGUUGGAGCGACGGCGGCGACGAAGACGAUGAUUAG